CAGGCCUUCAUGUACCAAGUUUUGGUUAAUAACAAGAGUCGUCAUUACCUCAACCUCAUUUUGAAACAGGAAACACAAUUAAGAACGAAUGUGGCCCAUGUGCUUUGGAUAACUUCUUUUGUUUGUGGUUAGUUGUUGUUUCCAAGCAAAAGUACCUGCCAUUGUGUUUGUAAUUUGACACUCCCACAAGUACUCACACCAGUCCAUUGGAGAGUCAGGAGACUUCAAAGGAUUUGGGUUCAGGUGGGAUUAACCUUAAUCCCCCCUCUUUCUAAGCUACUAUGAGGUCACUCCAUUAGGACCCUCACCUUUGAUUGAAGGGUGAAACAGAUGGUUUAGUCAUUGGUAGCAGAUUUCAUUCAUUGAUGCCCAGACCAGCCCAGACACAGGAUGUUCUCAAUCGGUCCCUGAUCGUGCUCAGUUGCUUGCUCGCUCAGUUGCUCGCAAAGUCUCCUUGCACAUACACAUACCUUCACGUGUUGCUCCUCCACAGCUCCACUGUUUCUUUGUUUUUGUUCGUUCCCUGUGACUCCUGUAUAUUUGUACACUUGUAAGAUGAGACAAUAGCUAGGGUGCGAAAACAAGAUUUUGGGGAGAGAAUGAGAGAUUCUCAUACUUUUGUUCUGGUUUGGAGUUCACUGUUUCACUCGGGCGGUUCAUCAUUGAGGGAAUAACAACACCAUACAGUGGAGUUUGAUCAUUUAGUACAUACACACACUUGCCUCUAUGGACGUGAGAUCCAGCAUAGCUCAAGAUGGAUCACGUUGGGAUAUCAUCGAGGACCUGGAUCUCUUCUACUUCAGACAGCUUGCUGUCAGUCUACAGGACUAUGACAUGCAACAGAAGAUCGACCUUGAGAUCAAGAUGAGAGAGGGCACGCGGAAGCUCCUCGUGGCUUGCAAGAGGGAAGCCCAGAGCCUGGAAGCAGCGAAAAACCUGCUCACAUCUAACGUGCGCGUCCUCUCAUACAUGUCAGAGCUCCAGCGACGCAAGACGGCAGAGUUUGCGGAUCGGGCGGCGUCGCGGAAGAUCAAGAGCGCCGGCAGUGAUUCGGGCGUAGAAGCAGAAGCAGGAGGGGACGUGAUUGAGCCAUGUAGAGCUACAGUGUGCGUCUCAGAUUUACGAAUUCCCCUCAUGUGGAGAGGCGUGGACCAUAUAAAGAACAAAGGAGAUCAUCACAGGUAUGCAGUCUUCUGCCUGCUGAAGAUAGACACCCAAAUUUAUGCCACUCAACUGGUUUCUAAUAUAGACAGGACAGCAACAGAUGUCAACUUCAAAGAUGUCAUUGUCUUUGACAACGUGAAGCCAGAUUUCACCUGUAUCCUAGAAGUCUAUUCAUACAACCUUCAUAACGACAUGACGAUAGCAAGCACACCACAGAAGAUCAGACGCAAGUUGAGCGCCCUCUCUGCGUCAGUGGGUCGGCGCGGCAGUCUAGGGCACAAAACACAGGUCAACUCAACCAGUGGGUCCACUGAAGAGGAGCAGAAUGAAGGGCCUAGGUACAGCUUAGUAGCCAGAGCUAGACUGAGGUUACAGCAAGUUAGUGAUCAAGUUCAGACAUUUGAUCUCAACACAGAGAACGAUGAUAACACAGCACAUCAGCUCCAGUUGUUUGGUAAUAUCUGUUGUCGUCUGGCUGCUCAACCACUGUGCACGGUAGAGGAGAGCAUGUCGGGGUACCUUUCCAGUCAGGAUGAGUUCCAAGGUAAACCAGUAUCAAACAGACUUUGGUGUAGAUUACAAGGCUCUCAUCUAAUUUGCUGGGAUGAUCCUACAGAAGGAAAUCUAGGUGAACCAUCCAUGACUCUACAACUCAGAAAGAACUCUUCAGCGGUCCGAUCAACGUGCUGCACAGACCCACUGUCGUUUGUGAUCGGCGGUUGCGGUGACGAUCCUGACAGAAAACGUCCAUUCACGGCAGAAUCAGAAGAGGAACUGGAAAUGUGGCUGAAAGGGUUUGAGCAGCAAUUAAUCAACAUUGAAACUUGGUCGGAUUGUUGUCACCAGAAGAUGAAGAUCUACUCCCCCUUCCCUGGCAGAUCUGAUCUGGUGCUAGCAGAGAGAAAGGGCUCCCUCUAUGAUGAAUGUUCUUUAGUAUCGCCAGAGAGAGAAGAGUUCAAUGAUGAGAAUGUCUUCCAAGGACCUCCGUCAGACAACCUGCGCAGUCGACGAAAGAUGAGAUCGCAGAGCAUGGCAGCGGCACCCAGCACAUCGUCAUCCUCAUCAACGUCGUCCUUAUCAUCCUCUCCCCUGCUUCCUUGGAAGAGACCGGUGGUCUUACCUGCAGCAGAAUCAUCCCCCUCGUCAUCGUCCCCCUCGACAUCGUCAGCGAUAUCAUCAUCAACUCAGUCACCACCUCUCUUCCCAUUCGAUAAGACCGUCCUUCAGAAAGAAACAACAGUAUGAGUUAUUCCAGUUAUUACAAAAGAAGUAAACCUCAUUGGGUGUCACUGUGUGAAUAAGACAGUUCCUAGGUAGCACACGGUACAAAUCACCCCAUACAUGUUUAUCAACAGGACGUGUUUCACAAAGACUAAAAGUUGGACUUAACUAUGGCGGGCCAUUCAUGCCACUGGUUGCUCUCACCCUUGGUCUCUCAAGGGACAUCACAAAUCUACUGAAUUCACAUUUUUUGAUAAUUUAUUGUUGAAGGAAAAAACAGUAUCUAUAGAUCAUAAUUUCUAAGGUUUUUUUCCACUAAUUUUACAUCUGGUUCAAGACUUUUUAAGGGCAUAAAUCGCCUGCCAUAGUUCAAGUCCAACUUAGGUCGAUCUUAGUCUUUGUAAAACACCCCCUGACCUCUCACACAUAGAGAUGUCCCACUUUGUGCAUUUUAGAAUAAACCACAACCAAAGUGAUGAAGGUGCUUCAUAAAUACCUUAUGUUUGCCCUAUCCUCUCCUUACCUCUCCUCUCCUUUUCUGAUCAAUAUAUUCCAAAAGAUUUUCAGAACCUACAGCUACAUAUAUCAUUAUUAUGUAGUCAUACAAAUGUACUCAGCAAUAAGUAACUUACAACACACUAAAAUCUUUGAAUAUUUGAAGAAUCAUUCACUUUUAUAUUCUCUUCUAGCACACUUUGAGAUCAAAAUUUUGUAGAAAGAUUUUCAUAUAUAUUUAUUUUUGAAAUCAUAGACACUGUAUAUUAAUGGCAUAUAUUAUUUAUGAGUUUAUCUAGAUCAUGAGUUAUCUUUAUUCGAUGAUAAUUUAUCUUCAUUUUAUGAUUGUUUUAUAUCUUCUUUUUCCCUGUAUGACGCUUACAUAUACUAUCAACUUUUCUGUUUGUCCUUAUCUAUUUCGUACCGUAAUUUUGUAUCGUUGGUUUUCUUACAUCAUUUCUUUCUAAAAAUGUAUGAAAUAUUUAUUUGUUAGUAAUUUUUCUGCCGAGAGGCAAAAGGGAUUAACUCAUAUCAUUUGACAUAGAGUUGAUGCUCUCCUCUCUCUCUCUCUCUCUCUCAACAAUUUUCUUUCUCUCUCUUUUCAUAAUCAAAUCUUCCUUUUGUUCCAUUGUAAGCUUGAUGCCAGUCAUGCAGCGAUCUUCCAGUCAAUUCCAAAAGACAGUUUGUUACUUUAGUGAAAAUAUGCCAUUGUAGAAAAAUAAACAACAUGAAUAAGGAUAACAUUCCUUAUUCAACCUAUCACAUUAUUUUUAUACUGGGCCUUGUAACAUGAACAUAAUCAACUGCAAAUCAAUUGAAUCAGUAUUAUCUGUGUGAUUAAACAUAUAUCAGUGUAACACUUUGUUACCAUGUAUGCACUUCAUUUUACAAAUUGUAAUUUGAAGUAAAAGUAAAAAGAAUGUAGUCAAAUAAGAGCUUCUGAUCAAAAAUAUGUUUUUUUUUUAAUGUCACAGCAGUUAAUGAUAAUUUUACCGCUACAUUCCUUUAAAUUGUACAAAAGAAAUGUUGUCUUUUUUUUUAGGGAAGCUAAAGUGAUAUUAAAAGGUGAUCCCAUUCCAUACAUCAUUGUUCAAUGUAAAGCAAGAAAGAUAUAAUAUGUAUAUUCAUGAUUAUAGAAAAAGAAUUGAUAUUUGAGUUGAAUGUCAGACAUGUACCUCCUUGUAUAUUGCACCCCCUCCCCUUUGGCUUUCCGUAAAUUCAGAUGUACUUACAAAAUGCAAACAUUUUGCUGCUUUCAUAUUCGUUUUCAUUCCAUAUUCCAUUUGAUUUCUUCCAAAUUCAGUUUGUAUUUGCCUCAGCAUCAUUUUUUUCCAGCUAUCUGGCUUCCAUGAAUGUUUAUUGUUUUAUAAAUUGUUCAUUCCCAUCAUAUCUCAUUAGGUUUAUUCUAUAAUUUUUGUUAUUACUAUCUUACUAUUACCAUUCAUGCAGCUCUGAAACCCAAUGCCAUAUUCUUCAGAGAGUAUUCUGAAGGUUCGUUCAGAUAUGAUGCAGUAAACCACCGCAAAACAGCUGCCACAUUUUUUAAACGUGUUAAUGAAUGGCAACUGCCUGGGUGCAACAAAGUUCCUGGGCAUAUUCACUGAGCUCUGUGUUGUAAGAUACAGAAAUGUGAUGCCUAUUGCACUUCGCGUCAUUAAAAUCCGCUGUGGUUUUGCCACAUAUCUGAACGUGGCUUAAAGCCCCUCUGCACUAGUUUGGCUAGGAGGGACUAGACCUCCCUGCAUGGUCACUGACAGGUGGUUAUCUCAUCAAAUCAGCUCUCAAUUAACAUAAGAAAAAGGGGACCAUGGGGAAUCAAUGAUCACUGAUUAGGCAUUGUUUGCUUUAUAGAGGGCGCAGGUAGCUAUAAGUAAUGCCGUGGGGCUUUAAGUGUAAUUUAUUUGGUUGGAAUAUGCAGAGUAACAUGUAUAGAAGAUAUGUACAGUACCGUAUAUGGAUUUGAAAUAGAAACUGAAAUAGAAAAAUCAUGACAAGGAUUUUUGUUCACAGGAUACUCACUAGAAGAGUUUUUCCAUUUUCCUUGUUUUUGUUCUGUUUAUACCAGGGUUAUUGAAUGAUUUGCAGGGUUCUGAUGUGCUACUUUCAGAUCAUUUUUUGCACCACAGCAUUUUGAAGAAGUGUGCUUGUGUUUAGAAUAAGAUAAAUAUUAAAAGUAUUACACAGUAAUAAGAAGACAAAUGUCUUUUGUUAUCCAGAACAAAUUACAGCAAUAUUAGAAGUUUAGAAGUUCUACUUCUUUCGGGGAUAUGUUUUGCUGAGACUAGACCCUAUGUGCGACUUCAUCAUUCCCUCUCUUGUCUUCAAGCAAGUCAAAAGUCAGAAGAUUUUUUUUUUUUUUUUUUAAUUUUCCAAGCAAAUUAAUUUUUCUGUCUAUCAUUCAUGAGAGUGAAACCUGGUUCUAAGGAAAUUGUUUUAACAAAGCCUCAUUUUUGCAAAAUCAUGUUGCUGAUCCCAGUUCUUUGUUGAGGCCUGCUAUAUCAAUAUUUCAAUGAAAGAGAAACAUUUUCUUGGGCCAAAUGGUCUUUUGUUUAAAGAGGUUCCACUGUAUUUCAUUAGACAUCCUUUCUUUUUUUUAAUCAACUUCUAUCGUAUUGGUUUGUAUGAUGUCUGCAUUCUCAACAUUUUCUCUUUUGUAUAAUUAUGUCAUUGAAUAUUAAGAAUUGUAUGAAAAGCAUUAAUUAAUAUGGCAUGCAUUCCAGAAAUCAGAAGUUGAGCAUGCACAUUUACUCAGCUUUUAUUUUAUGCUUCUCGCAAUCAAUGUCAGCAUUAUGAUGAAAAUUCACUUUGCCAUUCCUUAAAGGGACUUUGUAACAUUGUUCAGAUGAGAGAUAGUGGUGCUAAGGUAGUGACUUCAAUGCUAGAUGUACAAUUAAAGAUAAUCUGAAAAUUUGAGU
This is a messenger RNA of Strongylocentrotus purpuratus (purple sea urchin), 5795 nucleotides long. Its product is annotated as rhotekin. Gene Ontology annotation, cellular component: actomyosin contractile ring. The transcript is spliced from 12 exons. NCBI's taxonomy places the organism in Eukaryota, Metazoa, Echinodermata, Echinoidea, Camarodonta, Strongylocentrotidae. The record is from RefSeq and is a predicted model, not a curated record. Gene Ontology annotation, biological process: actomyosin contractile ring assembly; septin ring organization; mitotic cytokinesis. The coding region runs from base 727 to 2409 and encodes 560 amino acids.